Heterobasidion irregulare TC 32-1 is the source of this 2082-nucleotide messenger RNA. RefSeq lists its product as uncharacterized. Gene Ontology annotation, biological process: DNA-templated transcription; regulation of DNA-templated transcription. The annotation marks the transcript as partial. Gene Ontology annotation, molecular function: zinc ion binding; DNA-binding transcription factor activity, RNA polymerase II-specific; DNA binding. The record is from RefSeq and is a predicted model, not a curated record. The transcript is spliced from 16 exons. NCBI's taxonomy places the organism in Eukaryota, Fungi, Basidiomycota, Agaricomycetes, Russulales, Bondarzewiaceae.
CCCGCAGCUGACUCCAGUUCGCCCGCAACCCUCUCCCCAAAACAGAGGCGUCGCAGCGCUGCUCUUUCAUGUGCGGAAUGCAGAAGGCUCAAGCUCAGGUGUAGUCGAGUGUUUCCGUGUACGAGCUGCGUGAAGAAGGGGUGUGCAGCUAUAUGCCCUGAUGGCUCUCUCACAACUGGGAAGGGAAACAGAUUCAUCCUCGCCAAUACAGAAGUCCUCCAUGACAAGAUUGGUCAGUUGUCCACUCGCGUUCGGCAGCUAGAGGACGCAUUAGCCGAGGCCCACGGUUUUCACUCGAAUGAGCGCCAUCCACUGUUGACUGAUGAUCUCUUGCAAAUCAAACGUCCGCUCGAGAGGGAGGCCAAGAAAGAGGUCACGCCACCUCAGGAGGCAGAAACUGCCGAGGCUAUCGACGCUGUCGGUUCUCUCUCUAUCUCCGAUACAGGACGAAACAACUUUUACGGGCAAACAGCCAAUGCAUGGUAUCUGUUACAGGUCAGUGAUGUCUCUUAUGACGAAGACGAUGCCAAUAGCCCUGAUCUUCCUGUACCCAACGAUCUUCCUUGGCUCAGUCACGCGUUUCCUUUCACUCCAAACGUCUCUAAAACCAUUCAAGGUGUUCGAGGGACACUGGUCGGCUUCCUUCCAGACGCCGCAAAGGCGGAGCACUUAUCCGACAUCUACUAUCGCAACGCUGCCUGGAUGUAUCGGCCCAUACACCAAUCGGACUUUUAUGAAACAAUUUUUGGUCGCAUAUACGACGUGCAGUCCACUUCCAAUCCCGAUCCGAUCAAGUCUCACAGGAUUGCGGUCAUGUACAUGAUUCUUGCCUUAGGGGCCUUGUUAGACCCGGAUAGACCACCAAAUUCGUACGACGCGAAUCUGUAUUAUCAAUUGGGACGUGCCGCGUUGGGGGUAGAUUCUUUAUUCGAGGAACAGUCUAUCCCAGCGAUACAGGCUUUGCUCUUGAUGUCCCACUAUAUGUUCCUCUCAGACAUCGACGGUCCGCGAUGGGCGCUUAUGGGAUUGGUCGUAAAGUUGGCGCAAGGGGUUAGUGUUCUUUACAGAGAUAGCGGCAGGUGGGGUCUCAGCGCAGAUGAAACCCACAGACGUAGAUCUCUCAUGUGGGAGAUAUAUACUUAUGAUUCGUGGCAGAGUCUAACGUAUGGGAGGCCUCCUUCAUUCUCCUUGGUGCAUAUGGAUUGCAGAAUGGCGUACGAACCUUUCAAGAACGAACAAGGGGAAGAAGAAAUGGGUUUUGAGCUGUGGAAACACCGCUUUGCAUCUCAAUGCCUUAGCCUUGUGCACGAUCAGGCUUUUGGGGCGCGCACGCCAAGCUACAAAGUGAUCCAGGAAUUGGACAGAAAAGUGAGGGAUUUUUACACCCCACCGUCCCUUCAGGUUCCAGGUUUUGGAGGGCCGAUGGCAGAGAUAGAACCCUCGUCUCCAUCGCUCACUAUGCAACGGUAUAUUGGGUUGUCCAUCAAAGAGAUAUCCCUGUUUUAUAUGCAUCGGGGUUUCUUCGCACGAGCUAUUGAAGAUUGCCCAGACGAUCCUUUGGGUAGUAAAUAUGCUCCAUCGGUAUUGGCCGCAUAUAGUAGCGCGUGUUCUUUUGUUGGGUUGAUCAAGAGCCUGUUCUCGCAGCAGCCCCGCCUCACUGAACGCAUGUGGUUCUUGUUCACUCACGUCUUUUCUUGUGCUAUUGUAUUAGGAUCAAUUCCCAUCAAAUGUCCCAGUAUGGCGCUAUCACGCUCGGCUUUAUCGCAUCUUGAAUCCGCAUCGCGGCUAUUUGAUCAGGUUUCUGAAAAUCCACGUGCAGUGAAAGUUCUUCCUGUCUUAUUGAAGCUCAAAGAACGGGCGAUCGCCUCAAUGAGUGAGAUGCAGACACAGAACGCUGUCGUCCCUUCGUCAAGGUUUUCUUCAGAAGACCGUGAUGUCAAAAAAGAGGACGAUGAGUUGGCUACUCUUGGCGGAAAGACGCGUUUUGUGCCGAAGAAAACGAAUUCGCUACCAUCUUCCCCUGCAAAGUUGCACGCUCUCACUGGUUCAAGUUCUCCAGCUUUGGCCCAAGCUUCACCACCA